AGCGUUUGGAUCAAAAUGACAUAGUAUUAGUUUUUCGGCGGUCAUGUGUCUUCAGAUUCCUCGCCGAUGUUUCCUCUCCGUGUCGUUUUCUCUAUGAAAUUGAUACCACAACAAAGUUAGUAGUACUAUAUAUUAUAUUAUCUGCCAGUACCAAUUAUUAUACACAUUUUCAUGCUUUAGCAACUCGAUUUGAUAUUGGAAAUUUUUCUUAAGUGUUUUUUUUCCCGUCAUUUGUUACGUUAAAUAUGUAAAAAUAUUCUUGUUGAUAUGUUUCAGGAGACACAAACUAAGAAUCUCUGCUAACUUUAAUAGAGUAUUACGUUGUACUCUUUCAUUUUAAAAUAAUAACCUAAUAGAGGGACAUUUUUAUUUAUUUAUGUUAGAGUUUGUGAUUGGAACCUCCAUUUGAUUCUCUUCCUCUCUUUAUUGAUUUUACAUCCUUCUGAUCAUCAUAUCUUCCCUUCUACUAAUAUAGUUUCUGUCCUUUUGAGAUUCGUUGUCCUACGUAAUAAGUUUCAAGGCUACAUUAAUUAUAUCAAUCUGUCUUUCCCAUUGACUUUUUGAGCUUUCUUGUUACUCAAAAUCACUGUUUUCUAGUCACUUUUGAGUGUCUUGAUUUAGUGGGAAUAGAAGUGAAGGAAUAAACAGUAGUUAUGUAUAAUAAUGGAAGUGGGGUGGGAAGAGGAGGAGGUUUUAUGUAUGAGAAUGAAGUAGUGAUGACAAGAGACCCAAAGCCAAGGUUGAGGUGGACUGCUGAUCUACAUCAACACUUUGUCGAUGCUGUCACUAAACUUGGUGGUCCUGAUAAAGCAACUCCCAAAUCAGUACUGAGGUUAAUGGGCGUAAAGGGUUUGACACUAUACCAUUUGAAGAGUCACUUGCAGAAGUAUAGACUUGGACAGCAGGCCAAGAGACAAAACAUAGCUGAGCAAAACAAAGAGAACAGUGGGGACUCGUCGGGACAAUUUAAUUUGCAUUCCUCAGGCCCCAGUACCUCUUCAUUAAGUAUGAACUAUAUGCAAGGAGAUGUUCCAAUAGCAGAGGCAGUAGUGAGUCAGAUUGAAGUUCAGAAAAGAUUACAGGACCAGCUUGAGGUGCAACAGAAAUUGCAAAUGAGAAUAGAGGCACAAGGUAAGUAUUUGCAAGCGAUAUUAAGUAAAGCUCAGAAAAGCAUUCCAGUCAACAUGAAUUCUCCUAGUGCAACAAGAGCUCAGCUUACUGAUUUCGAUUUACCUCUGUCAAAUUUAAUGGAUUACGCGAAUAGAGAAAACCAGGAUGAUAAAAUUAUUGAUAAAAGAACACAUGAUAAUAUCAAAGAGGAGCUACAAAGGUCUAAUUACAUUGUGGAGGAAGAACAAAAGAGCAAUACUGUGAAUCUUAAGCUCAAAGAAGCUUUCAUUAACUUCGAUUUGAACUCCAGAAGUAGCUAUGACUUUGUUGGUGCAAAUGCAGCCAUAUUGGAAGCCAAAUCACUUUCAGAUGGAAGAUUAGAAACAUAGCAUUUAUCAACACAUAGUCAAGCUACCUUUUUUAGUUCUGCUUUGAAAACAUUAUAACUUGAUAUGUGAAGCUGUGAUUACUGAUCAUAUGUUAUUCUUCAUCUUUGCAAUGAAUAGAAAGUUAAAGAACAGUAAA
Messenger RNA from Nicotiana tabacum (common tobacco), 1635 nucleotides. RefSeq names its product myb family transcription factor PHL11-like. Gene Ontology annotation, molecular function: DNA-binding transcription factor activity; DNA binding. NCBI's taxonomy places the organism in Eukaryota, Viridiplantae, Streptophyta, Magnoliopsida, Solanales, Solanaceae. The record is from RefSeq and is a predicted model, not a curated record.